Molecule: messenger RNA, 594 nt
Organism: Penicillium salamii
Lineage: Eukaryota; Fungi; Ascomycota; Eurotiomycetes; Eurotiales; Aspergillaceae
Source: the annotation of a GenBank genome assembly
AUGGCAGACAUCCUAACGCAGCUCCAAACCUGCUUGGAUCAACUCGCAACCCAAUUCUACGCAACACUCGGCUACCUCACUACAUACCACGACAAUGCUCCUACAACACCACCAGCCCAUGUCGCAGACGCGGUACCCGCACUAGCAAAGAUUACCAAGAAUUCCUCCUCGCCACCCGUCCCAGCAGCCAUCGCCAACAAGGCCGGUGGCGCCGCAGCCGUCGCAGGGAAUGCAUCACCACCAGCAGCCCAUCCCCAACAGCCAGGCGCAGCACCCGCAGCGAUAGGCGAAGACCCCAACCUCCCACCCGCGCCAGACUCACCACGCACAUUCGCAAGCCGACAGCGGGAACUUGCGCGCGACCUGAUCAUCAAAGAACAGCAGAUCGAAUACCUUAUCUCUGUACUUCCGGGAAUCAGCAUGUCCGAGGCAGAGCAAGAAGGCCGGAUUCGAGAAUUGGAAGUUGAGCUCCGUGGAGUGGAAAUUGAGCGUGUGGGGAAAGUGCGCGAGCUGAGGAAGUUGAGAGCCCGAUUGGAAAAUGUUCUUGGGGCGGUUUCUACGGGGAUUCAUGGUGAUGCGGAUGCCCGGGAUUGA